This is a messenger RNA of Thyridium curvatum, 471 nucleotides long. RefSeq lists its product as uncharacterized. The coding region runs from base 1 to 471 and encodes 156 amino acids. NCBI's taxonomy places the organism in Eukaryota, Fungi, Ascomycota, Sordariomycetes, Thyridiales, Thyridiaceae. The record is from RefSeq and is a predicted model, not a curated record. The transcript has a single exon.
AUGGCUCCCACCCGCCCCUCCGCCUCGCCCUCGCCUACCCCCCGCCGCCUCCGUGACCCGCUCAGAGCGGUUCGGAACCGUCCGGCCGUCAAGAAGCCGGCCAAGAAACCCUCCCCGAUUGUACUGACUCCUAAUGUCUCUCGGGAGGUCGCACGUUCGAUUCGUGCGCAAGAGCAGGCAGCUGAAGUGCGCUGGCUUACCAGCGCCUUCGAGAAGCUGUCUAUCCUGUACUACGACCAGGAGAUGGAGAUCGACCCUCCAACCGUCGAGGACGUCACCUCGAUUCUAUCGAGGUUGAUGAUAGAUCCGACUGUCGUCGAUCUUUCCGAGAUGGUCUCUCGGCGGACGUUGGAGGAUCCGUUCCCCGGCGACGUCGAGAUGUACGCGGCGGACCUCCCGCGGGCUCACACCCACUGGUGGGAAGCAGGGUCGGGGCUGGCUCAGCACCAGAACCUCAUGGUCCUGGGCUGA